Molecule: messenger RNA, 996 nt
Organism: Nicotiana tabacum (common tobacco)
Lineage: Eukaryota; Viridiplantae; Streptophyta; Magnoliopsida; Solanales; Solanaceae
Source: RefSeq, a predicted model, not a curated record
AUGGGUGAUCAUAAAUUGGAGUAUGGGAGGAUUUUAGAUUAUAGGGAUGAGUUGCUUAGAUCUAAUCCUGGUAGUACAUGUGUAGUUAAGCUUAGUGAGGAAACUUUUGAAGGUGGAAAGAAACAGUUUGUUGGGUUUUACAUUUGUUUUGAUGCAAUCAAGAAGUCAUACCUAGCUGGAUGUAGGCCAUGUAUUGGGCUGGAUGGGUAUUUUUUGAAAGGGGUUUGCAAAGGUCAACUACUUGUAGCAGUUUGCAAAGAUGGAAAUAAUCAGAUGCUUCCACUUGCUUGGGCUGUUGUGGAAAUUGAAAAUCAGCACACUUGGAGGUGGUUUGUCAGCAUUUUAAAGGCAGAUCUUGAACUUGGGGAUGGUACAAACUUGACCAUGAUAACAGACAUGCAAAAGGGACUUCAAAAUGCCAUAUCAGAUAUACUCCCUAAUUUUGAGCAUAGGAUGUGUGCCAGGCACAUCCUAGCUAACUGGUCAAAGAAAUGGAGGGGCAUAGAGAGAAGGAACUGCUUCUGGAGGUGUGCAAGGUCUACAUAUGAAUGGGAGUUGAAGAAAAAUCUCAAUGAAAUGAAGAACUUGGGGAGUAACAUAGUUGAUGAACUGUUAUACUACAACAUUGAAAGAUGGAGUAAGGUAUAUUUCAACACUUACUGCAAGUCUGAUAGUGUUGACAACAACAUGGCAGAAUGUUUCAAUAACUGGAUUUUGGCAGCAAGACAGAAGACCAUAAUCACUAUGUUGGAAGAGAUUAGGGUGAAGAUGAUGAAUAGAAUAGCUCAGCUAAGACAGUUUGGGAACACUUGGAUUACUGAAUUUUCACCAAUGGCCAUGAAAGUGUUAGAAGAGAAUACUGAAAGGUCAAUGAAGUGUACCAUUUUCUGGAAUGGUGAGUUUGGUUUUGAAGUGAAGCAAGGCAUGGGUAGUACUGAAGUUAAGAUUUGGUGGACAUCAAUAGGCAAACUUGCACCUGUAGAGCUUGGAUGUUAA